UGGUGGCCGAGGAGAGGCGAGGGCGAGCGAUGAGGGCCGCGGCGCUGAGGGAGCGCUCCGGGAACCAGCCCGCGGGACGGAUGGAGGCCGAGGCCGAGCCGCGAGGCGUCUGGUGGAAGGAGACCGGCGCGGCCCUGGGGCGGCUGGCGGAGGCCCUCAGCUGCUCGCAGUGUCGGGACAUUUUGAAGAAACCUGUGAACAUAGGAGGCUGUGAACAUGUCUUAUGCCUAAAUUGUGUGGGUGACAGCAGUGGAACAGCCUGCCCAGUGUGUCAUGUGCCAGCCAUGGUACAAGAUGUGAAAGUAAACAGGCAGCUGGACAACAUUGUCAAACUGCACAGCAAACUGCAGAGUCUGUGGGGCUGGGACUUAUCAGGUUCAGGAGAGAACCUGUCUGACCCUGGAGAUGUGGUUUGUGAGACAGGAAGUAAGAAGCAGAAACUAAAAGAGGACUUCAAUCCUUGUAGGAAGAGCAAGAAAUUGACUAUGCAAAAGAGACCAGAGAAGACAGAACAGGCCAUGAAGGGCCAGGAUGACCAGCCUCAUGCCCCAGCUUCCACCCAUGAUUUUAGUCUUUCCCCCACUCAAGAGCCUUUUAAAAAGCAAAAGAACCCCAAUCUGAAACAGCUGAGGAAAAAGACUUUAACAGACAUCAACAGCCAGCGGAGAUCGCUCAAAGGAAGACAGAAAAAGACCAGUGGACAUGAUGAAGAGAGCACAAGCGAAGCAAAGGUGGUGUUUUGCAGUCAGUCAUUGGAUAUCCCCAGUCCAGACCCCAAAAGCACAUCGGAGCACAAGUCUCUAAUGGGAGCAGAGCUUGCACAGGGUGAGAGUGAAGUCAGUAUGGAUGCCAUUGCAUCUGUGAAACUUGUAGAGAAGAGCAGCAGGGAUAACUUGUCUUGUUCAUGUGGUGGUAUGCAGGAAAACUUGAGUUCUGAAGAGUGCCUCCUCUCCAGAGGGAAAUUGACUCCACUAAAAUGUAGAAGGCAAAGCAGCAGAUUGCCUACUCCUUUACAUAAACACCCCAGCAGGAAAGAGCAUAGCACCCCUGGACGUUUAGGACUGCUGAAGGUGUCCCCAAGGCCAUCACCCAAAGAUUCCCUUGGGGAUUCUUCGCCCACCAUUGACUGUAUAAGGUGUUAUCCAUCUACACCAUCUGCUAGCUCUUCACCAACAAUGAGAAGCUCUGAAGAUGCAUGUAACCAAAAAACUGCCGAAGCAGCACAUCUGACCAAUACUGCUUAUCAAAAAGAGGCACAGCUAACUGAGUCUUUCUCCAGGAAAGCUCCCAAUAGCCUGCCAGCCAAGAGAAAUCAUAAAGGGGAAACUUUGCUCCACAUCGCUUCCGUUGAGGGUGAUCUUUCUGCUGUUAAGCACUUACUGGAAAGUGGAGCAGAUCCCAAUGUUAAAGACUAUGCUGGAUGGACUCCACUGCAUGAAGCUUGUAAUCAUGGACAUAAGGAGGUCGUGGAGCUGUUGCUACAACAUGGGGCACUCCUGAAUGCGGCUGGGUAUCAAAAUGAUUUGCCGCUUCACGAUGCUGUCAAGAAUGGACAUACAAGUAUUGUUGAACUACUGCUUCUGCAUGGAGCUUCUCGAAAUGUAGUUAAUAUAUUUGGUCACAAACCUGUGGAUUAUGCUGAAACAGAAAAUAUGAAAUCACUUCUGAUGCUCCCAGCAAAGAAUGACUCUUCUACUACUACUCAGUGUCCAGAACAAUUAAGCCUAAAUCAGCCCAGAGAAGGACCUGUUGUUCUCCUUGGAAGUGGUCUUAAUCCAGUUCAGCAGCAGUUGUUGAGUAAAUUGGCAAAGGUUCUGAAAGCUAGAAUAUGUACGGCAUUUAAUAGCACAGUGACACAUGUUGUUAUCCCUGAGAAUUCUACACGCAGUACUAUGAAGUGCAUGCUGGCUGUUUUGACUGGAUGCUGGAUCUUGACAUUUCAGUGGGUAGAUGCCUGCCUGAAGACAAGUGCUCGGGAGCAAGAAGAGAAGUAUGAAAUAGAUGGUGGUGCACGCCAAGGCCGACUGAACAAAGAGCAGCUGUUGCCAAAGUUGUUUGAUGGCUGCUACUUCUAUUUUUUGGGAAUGUUUAAGGAGCACAGCAAAGAUGAUCUGAAGGAAUUGGUGAAAGCAGGUGGAGGACAGAUACUGCUGAGGAAACCCAAAUCGGAUAGUGAUGUGACACAGACAAUCAAUACUGUAGCCUAUCAUGCUGAGAUUGCUUCUGACCAGAGUUCCUGCACACAGUAUAUAAUCUAUGAUGGCUCUUCUAACUACAAGCCAGAGAAAAUUCGGCAAGGAAAGGUUUGGGAGGCGCCGUCUAAAUGGCUUAUAGACUGUGUCGUGUCAUUUCAGCUAUUACCUGUUAAGAAAUAAAAAAAUUCCAGCAUCGUGAUGCUAGAAUCUUUAGCGCAGUCCUGCUUUUCAGGCAGAUUGAAAUUAUGUACCUCAACCUAGAAACAACUAUUAAGCAACAGAUUCACUUCAUUUAUAUCAUGAUUUUGGGGGUGGAGGACACACAUUCUAGAUUUAGUUAGACUCUAUACAAUUUAGACCCCUUUAAUGGCAGACUUUUU
Messenger RNA from Zootoca vivipara (common lizard), 2575 nucleotides. RefSeq names its product BRCA1 associated RING domain 1 (gene BARD1). NCBI's taxonomy places the organism in Eukaryota, Metazoa, Chordata, Lepidosauria, Squamata, Lacertidae. Gene Ontology annotation, molecular function: protein binding; ubiquitin-protein transferase activity. The record is from RefSeq and is a predicted model, not a curated record. Gene Ontology annotation, biological process: protein K6-linked ubiquitination. Gene Ontology annotation, cellular component: BRCA1-A complex; BRCA1-BARD1 complex.